UUUAAUAUCGUUACGGGACAGUCGUCGGUAAUAAUUAUCUAUUUCCUCUACCGGUUUGUUUACGCUAAUGGAAAUUGUUUUACAUAAAAUAAAAUAUUCACGUGAUUAUGAGAUUUUCACAAAUCGGUCGCUGAAUUAAAUAAAGAAAACAGGUGAUUUGAUCGAUUUGAAGAUGAUAGUGAUUUUAAAGUAAUCUUUGAGUAUUUCUUCAACAAAAUUAAUUUUUUUUUUUAAUAAAAUUAAAAAGUGCGAUUGCAAACUUUUAAGUGGUAUAAUAUACAAUAUAGUAUUAAAAAUAAAGUGAACUAUUUUAUUUUAAAUUCACAUGUUAGCUAAAAUGCAAUUAAAAUUGAUAUCAAUAUGGUUGAUGACGUUUCAAUGGAUCUCAAAUUCAGAUGGUUCGAUCGAAUCGCCGUCGCAGACCGGCAACCUCAACUACUGGGAACAACCGUUCUCGCAGCCUUACUUCGACAACGCCACUAGACGUGACGUGACCGCGACAGUGGGCCAGAUGACGUACUUGCACUGCAGGGUCCGAAAUCUCGGCGACCGAUCGGUGUCGUGGAUCAGGAAACGUGACCUGCACAUAUUGACCGUGGGCAUACUAACGUACACAAACGACCAGCGUUUUCAAUCGCUGCAUUCAGACGGGUCGGACGAGUGGACGCUCAGGAUCACGUCUCCGCAGAUCAAAGACUCGGGGACGUACGAGUGUCAAGUGAGCACCGAACCGAAAAUCAGCCAAGGAUUCCAGUUGAACGUAGUCAUAUCGAAGGCCAAGAUCAUUGGAAACACGGAAAUGUAUAUCCGGAGUGGGAGUGACAUAAACCUGACGUGCGUUGUUCUGGAAACGCCAGACCCACCCAGCUUCAUAUAUUGGUACAGGGACAGGGACGUCAUAAACUAUUCAGGACGUGGUGGCAUUAGUGUGGUGACCGAGAAACAGACACGGACCAGCAGGCUUCUGAUAUCCAAAGCACAGCCACCCGACACUGGAAACUACACGUGCGCCCCGUCGGCCUCAGACUCAGCAAGCGUUACCGUUCACGUCCUUAAUGGUGAACACCCGGCGGCCAUGCAACACGGCAACAGCAGCAACAGUGCCGUGACCAGACUGCUGCCAAUUUUCCUGUUGUUCGUGUGUCAUUCCAUUCAGGUGCUGUUGGUCACCGACGUGUACGUGCCAUCUCGUGUCGUCAAACUGACCAGAUGAACGGCUAAGCGCGUGCACAAUUAAAAUCAUUAUUGAUAAUAUUACAACUAAUUUUCGUGUGUACACCGCCGUGUUGUUUACACGCGCUUGUUUAUACCGAAAUAUUAUUUAAAAAUGUAUAAAUAUGAAUUAUAUAAUAAUAUUAUUAUUAUGAUGAUCGUUGUAAAAAAAAAAAAAAAAAAACAGAAAAAAAAGCGCAUGUCGUCGCAGCCACCACUGCGCAGAGUAAGACGUAUAUUGUAAAAUUGUAUGUAGGUACCUUUAAUAUUAUGUAUCAUAUUACUAUACUGUGCGUCGAGUGAGUUUCUUGAUUUUCGGUUUUCCUACGAAAUAACAAUAUUAUCAUUAUUAUUAUUGCGUAGGUUUACCGAAAAUAUAUAUCAUCACGAUUUGUACUCGGGCGGUGUGCCACACGGUGUUCGACUGUUUAACGUUCGCGUGUCGACAGUUUAAACGAUGCGUUAAACGAGAGACGGAGACAGCGAAAUAAUGAUAAAAUAUAUUACUACAGGAGUAUUAUUAUUACUAUUAUUACCGUUGUAGACAUAAGGCGCGAUUUGGAAAGGUGGUCGCGUUUUUCACGGCAGUGGUUUUUGCCUUGUCGAAAACACUUUUAU
Messenger RNA from Aphis gossypii (cotton aphid), 1830 nucleotides. Its product is annotated as protein amalgam-like. The coding region runs from base 326 to 1213 and encodes 295 amino acids. Gene Ontology annotation, cellular component: neuron projection membrane. Gene Ontology annotation, biological process: synapse organization. The record is from RefSeq and is a predicted model, not a curated record. The transcript has 6 exons. Lineage: Eukaryota; Metazoa; Arthropoda; Insecta; Hemiptera; Aphididae.